This is a messenger RNA of Medioppia subpectinata, 303 nucleotides long. NCBI's taxonomy places the organism in Eukaryota, Metazoa, Arthropoda, Arachnida, Sarcoptiformes, Oppiidae. The record is from the annotation of a GenBank genome assembly.
AUGUCGGCGAUGAAGAAGUGUUUGAGUCACUCAUAUCUGUACCAAAAGCAGUCGAUGACCGCCGAGGAAGAGAUUAUUAGUCUGAAUGUCGGCGGCAAACGAUUCUCGACGUCUCGGCAGACAUUGACAUCGAUUGGCGACACGUUCUUCACGGCUCUGUUGUCCGGACGCAUACUGACGAGACAAUUGACUCUUCACUCAUCGGCACAUCCAUUGUGUCGGUCGUCACACCUGUCGACGGAUCAAGUGAUGGGCCAACAGAUGGAUCGCAACCACAACGACCUCAAACUCACCGCCAAUUGA